AUGUACCCCAACCAGAAGCCUUGGAUGAACCGGGAUGUUCGUCUCCUCCUGAAGGCCCGCAACACCUCCUUUAGGUCAGGAGAUUCACACGCCUACAGUACAGCCAGGGCUAAUCUAAAGAAGGGCAUCAAAAAAGCCAAACACCAUUACAAAAAGAAGGUAGAAGAACACUUCUCCAACUCCAACCCCCGACGCAUGUGGCAAGGACUCCAGACCAUCACAGACUACAGGACAACCAAACCCUCCCCCGCAUCCUCUGAUGUCUCCUUCCUCAACGAGCUCAACAACUUUUAUGCUCGUUUUGAGCGAGGGAACCCCACAACCACAACCAAAGCAGAUGUGACGCCAGACCACCAACCUCUGACUCUCUUCCCCACCGAUGUAGGAGCGGUGCUGAGCAGGAUCAAUGUCCACAAGGCUGCAGGUCCUGAUGGCAUCCCCGGGUGUGUUCUCAGAGCGUGUUCUGGGGAGCUUGCAGGAGUGCUGACAGACAUAUUCAACUUGUCCUUGGCCCACGCUGUGGUACCGGCCUGCUUCAGAUCCACCUCCAUCAUCCCGAUACCCAAAAACUCCAACCCAUCUUGCCUCAAUGACUACCGCCCAGUAGCCCUCACCCCCAUCAUCACUAAGUGCUUAGAGCAGCUGGUCCUAGCACACUUCAAAUCCUGUCUCCCCCCCCACCCUGGACCCCCACCAAUUCGCAUACCGCCAGAACAGGAGCACAGAGGAUUGCUCUCUGAGGACUGGGAUCGUGUUCACACUGAGGACGAGCUCUUCAGGAGUUUGUUUAGAGGCUACAGCAAGUGGACUCGACCGGCGAAGAACGUCACAGACGUGGUCAUCGUCAAGUUUGGCCUGUCCAUCGCCCAGCUUAUAGAUGUGGAUGAGAAAAAUCAGAUGAUGACAACCAACGUGUGGCUGAAACAGGAAUGGACGGAUUACAAGCUGCGGUGGAGUCCUUCUGAUUUCAACAAUGUGACGUCCAUCAGAGUCCCUUCUGAGCUCAUCUGGGUGCCCGACAUUGUGCUGUACAACAAUGCUGACGGGGAGUUCGCUGUCACCCACAUGACCAAGGCACAGCUGUUUUACACCGGUCGUAUCCGCUGGGUACCGCCCGCCAUCUACAAAUCCUCCUGCUCCAUCGACGUCACCUUCUUCCCCUUUGACCAGCAGAGCUGCAAGAUGAAGUUUGGAUCCUGGACGUAUGACCGUGCCAAGAUCGACCUGGAGCCCUUUGAGAACACCGUGGACCUGAAGGGCUACUGGGAGAGUGGAGAAUGGGCAAUUGUCAACGCUGUAGGAACCUACAAUACCAAGAAAUACGACUGCUGUCACGAGAUCUACCCCGACAUCACUUACUACUUCGUGAUCCGCCGCCUGCCGUUGUUCUACACCAUCAACCUCAUCAUCCCCUGCCUUCUCAUCUCCUGCCUGACCGUCCUGGUCUUCUACCUGCCAUCAGACUGCGGCGAGAAGAUCACGCUGUGCAUCUCCGUGCUGCUGUCGCUCACUGUCUUCCUGCUGCUCAUCACCGAGAUCAUCCCAUCCACAUCGCUAGUCAUCCCGCUGAUUGGGGAGUACCUGCUCUUCACUAUGAUCUUUGUCACGCUGUCAAUCAUCAUCACCGUGUUUGUUUUGAAUGUGCACCACCGAUCAUCAGAGACUCACACCAUGCCCCGGUGGGUUCGGAGGCUUUUCCUGUCUGUGGUGCCGCGCUGGCUCUGCAUGAAGCGCCCGCAUCAUGGACUCAGGCCUGCAAGGCAACACCACCUGAGCGAUAAACUCCUCCCUCUCCAGACUCCGGGGCCCUCCCACAGCAUCUGGAUCACUCAGGAGUCUGAUGUGGAUGCUGGAGAUGAAAUUAACCACUGGGACUUUCAUGGUUACUCAAACAUGGAGCAUUUGGAGAGGUUUGGGUCCCCAUCUUGUCUUUCUGCUCGGUCUCUGGGCUAUACACUCCUACCACAGACACGGUCCACUGUCAGCUUAGAGUGGGAUAGCCCUGUGGAGUGUGGUUCGACCCAGAACCAGUGGGACUCUUCUUUGUCUCCUGCUGUCAUAUCCGCCCUGGAGGGAGUAACGUACAUCGCUGAACACCUAAGAGCAGAAGAUGCAGACUUUUCGGUGAAGGAGGACUGGAAGUAUGUGGCCAUGGUCGUAGACCGGAUCUUCCUGUGGAUGUUCAUCAUAGUGUGUCUGCUGGGGACCGUUGGACUCUUUCUGCCUCCGUGGCUCUCUGGGAUGAUUUAAAACCAAGACUAGAUGUUAAAAACACUAAUAUAUUAUAUACAAAAGUGGAAGAGCAUGGUUAACUUUUAAAUUUGUUGCAACAGACGAGUCUAGGAAACUUAUU
This is a messenger RNA of Pundamilia nyererei, 2353 nucleotides long. RefSeq names its product neuronal acetylcholine receptor subunit alpha-2-like. Gene Ontology annotation, molecular function: acetylcholine-gated monoatomic cation-selective channel activity; transmembrane signaling receptor activity. The transcript has 8 exons. Gene Ontology annotation, cellular component: postsynaptic membrane. Gene Ontology annotation, biological process: monoatomic ion transmembrane transport. Bases 1 to 2250 code for a protein of 749 amino acids. The record is from RefSeq and is a predicted model, not a curated record. NCBI's taxonomy places the organism in Eukaryota, Metazoa, Chordata, Actinopteri, Cichliformes, Cichlidae.